This is a messenger RNA of Helianthus annuus (common sunflower), 1901 nucleotides long. RefSeq names its product beta-glucuronosyltransferase GlcAT14B. The record is from RefSeq and is a predicted model, not a curated record. Gene Ontology annotation, cellular component: membrane. Bases 401 to 1663 code for a protein of 420 amino acids. NCBI's taxonomy places the organism in Eukaryota, Viridiplantae, Streptophyta, Magnoliopsida, Asterales, Asteraceae. The transcript has 6 exons. Gene Ontology annotation, molecular function: glucuronosyltransferase activity.
AAACAUGCACUAAAUGGGGAUAAUAACUAGCCGGUCAUUAUAUUCGCAAAACACGAUAAUGUCGUAUCGAUCCAAGAAAUCACACAGAAACCACUACCAGAGAACGAUCUGGACUCUGAAAAAAAUCCCACAAAAAAUAUAAAAAACAAAACAAAACAAUCAAAUCCAAUCAAAUCGGAAUAAACACAAACACACUUCGUCUUCUCCAUCUUCUCCUCUUUCUAACAACCCAACAACAACCUUGUACUGUUCUUAACUGCUUAUAAGUUCAAUCACUUUUAGCAGUUUCCCAUAAUGUUGUCUCCACCGACAGCCUGACACCCAGACUAGACUAGACUAGACCUGUACUGUUUGAGCGAGAUUUUACUGGCUAUGUGAAUGAGAUUACAAGAAGUCAAACAUGAUGAAAUUUAAAGAAAUUAAGCAUCUAAACUUUGAGAAAAGAUGGACAUUCACAUUAGCCAUAGGUUCAAUCAUAUCAAUCUUCCUAUUUGCAGCAUGUUUCAAUUUGGGUACAGUAUCUUCACUAUACAAAAUCAAUUCAUUUUUCCCAAAAUUCGGCGAUAAAACGACCGAUUUUGCUGACCAAAAGACCCAAUCUCCACCCCCUCCGCCUCGUCCGACUGUUCCUCGGUUUGCGUAUCUGGUUUCCGGAUCGAAAGGGGAUUUAAACAAGCUGUGGAGGACGGUUAGAGCGUUAUACCAUCCGUGGAACUAUUAUGUUCUUCAUCUUGAUCUUGAAUCGCCGGUUGAGGAGCGAAAGGAGCUCGCUUCACGGGUUGAAAACGAUCCUGUUUUUGCCGCGGUUGGGAAUGUUUAUGUGGUUCCGAAAGCGAAUAUGGUUACAUAUACCGGACCCACAAUGGUGUCAAACACUCUUCAUGCUUGUGCUAUUCUUCUUAAGAAGUUUAAGGAUUGGGAUUGGUUUAUAAACCUCAGUGCCUCGGAUUAUCCUCUCGUGACUCAAGACGAUCUUCUUUUCACAUUUCGUGAUUUGAAGCGCGAUUUGAAUUUUAUCGAACACACGAGCAAGUUAGGGUGGAAAGAGAGCAAAAGGGCUAUGCCACUGAUGAUUGACCCUGGACUAUACCAGAACAGAAAGUCAGAUAUAUUUUGGGUACAACCAAGACGUGCUCUGCCCACAGCAUUUAAACUGUUUACAGGGUCGGCAUGGAUGAUUCUAUCGCGUUCAUUUGUCGAAUAUUGCAUCUGGGGUUGGGACAAUCUUCCAAGAACUCUACUCAUGUAUUACACAAACUUUGUCUCAUCACCCGAAGGUUACUUUCAAACGGUUAUUUGCAAUGCACCUGAAUUCGUCCCGACCGUGGUUAACCACGACAUGCACUUUAUUGCGUGGGACACCCCUCCAAAACAACAUCCGCAUGUCCUUAACAUAAACGACACGGACAAAAUGAUAGCAAGUGGGGCUGCAUUUGCGCGUAAGUUUAAACAAGAUAGUCUUGUUUUGGAUAGAAUCGACCGUGAGUUGCUACAUCGUAAGAAUGGUAGCUUCACCCCGGGUGGGUGGUGCAAAGGUGACCCGUCUUGCACCAAAGUUGGGAAACCGACGUGGGUCAAACCAGGCCCGGGUGCCCAACGGCUUAGUCGGCUUAUAGGGAAGUUACUUCAAGCACCUAAGUUUAAUGAAAGUCAAUGUCGAUAGAUUUUAUGUAGUAGAAUUAGAACAUACAUAUGGUUAUAUAGAGUUUUUGCUUGUGGAUCAAAGGAUUAACUUGAUUAACCUGUAAUUUGCAAGCUGAACAGUGAACAUCUUGUAAGUGACAUCUUCUGUUGUAGUUUAACUUUCGGUUAAUUCGUCACAUGUACAUUAUGCAGCAGGAGAUGUACAUUGUUUCGUUUCGAGAUUAUAUUCAAUAAUAAGCUAAGCACAGGUUGCCGCC